Molecule: messenger RNA, 1609 nt
Organism: Haliotis rufescens (red abalone)
Lineage: Eukaryota; Metazoa; Mollusca; Gastropoda; Lepetellida; Haliotidae
Product: melatonin receptor type 1B-B-like
Exons: 3
Coding region: 267-1334 (355 amino acids)
Biological process (GO): G protein-coupled receptor signaling pathway
Cellular component (GO): membrane
Molecular function (GO): G protein-coupled receptor activity
Source: RefSeq, a predicted model, not a curated record
GUGUUACUCUGGAGUGUGCGUCAGUUGUUCCGCUGGAGCACACUGCUGGAGAAGACGACAUGUAUUGACCAGAGAAGGCAUGGAUGGGGUCGGUUGUGAAUCUACAGGCACGGGGGUCUGGUCAAUACCUCACUGAAAUGGACACUAGUUUCAAGGUCCAUUCAUCCUCAUGAGAAGACCACUGACCACUCAUUCUGGGAACAUUCAUGUGAGGCCAAUUGGUCAGCCUGACCGUAUUAAAGUGGACUUCGACGACCGGAGACAGGAUGGACGCUAAGGACAACGUCACUCGGCUGACAUUUGGACGUCACGAAUUCUUGACCAUCCAACCAGAAAUUGCGAUUCCGAUUCUGUUUAUACUUGGACUUGCCACACUUGCAGGAACCUUGGGGAAUGGUUUGAUUCUGGUAUCCGUGGCAACGAGGAAGUCUCUCCACAACGUGGAGUCCAUCUUCAUAGUCAACCUGGCCUGCUCCGACCUGUAUGUGACGGCGCUAGCGGAUCCAAUGAGCAUCAUAGCAAAACUGGAGGGCUCCGAUUUCUUCGACCGUAUCCCAGGACUGUGUCGUGUCAUAGGCUCGUUGUGCACGAUGUCGUGUGUGGCGUCUCUCAUGACCAUCGCCGCCAUGAGCUGCAACAGAUACGUCUUCAUCGUCCACCACAGUCACUACAAAUCCAUCUUCAGCACCCGCAACUGCGUCAUCUACUGCGUGCUAUUUUAUUGUGUCGGCAUGUGUCUCGUCCUCCUCAACCUCGCCGACAUUGGCGGCCAUUCCUUCGACCACAAGAGCCUUGAGUGUAUUUGGGAGCGCAUGGCGACGUACCCAUACACCGUUGUAUUCUCCGUCGUCAUGGUGUGGAUCCCGAUCGGCGUCACAGGGAUAUCCUAUCUGCGUAUUUACCAACACGUGCGAGCUGUCCGUUCACGGGUACAUAAUGCACGUGCAACCCACCCCGGAUCAACAGAUAAAUCAACUGAUCGAACUCCAGACUUCAAGCUCGCAAAGACACUGUUUAUCAUUUACAUCGUGUUUUCCGUGUGCUGGAUACCGUACGCCUUACUGAUCGUCUUGGACUCACGUGACACCUUCCAGCACGAGCUGCACGUGUUUAUCGUGGUGUUCGCUCACCUCCACCCGUCCAUCAACUGGCUCGUGUAUUACGCCACGAACAGGAAGUUCCACAGCGCAUUCAUCGAAAUCCUUGGCCUCAACAAAUGUGUUUCUGUACAACGUCAAGCUACUCUUUCAACGACCAUGCAGCCCCCACAAGGCAGUCACGGCAACGGGAGAACUGACAUUGCGGUAGUUACCUCCAGAAACAUGACGCCAUAGUAAAGUUGAAUAAAGGAUGAAUUAUCACCAUUUUGUGAGAAUGUCAACGAUGAUCAGAAUUCAGAUCCACAUUGAACAGAUCCAGCCGGGACAAAUAUUACCCGUGAAAAUGUAUCUCGUCCAGUGAACAUCACAGUGAAAUUGAGCUCACGCAUGUGGAUUCGAAGAAAUAACUUGUAUAUUUAAGCUCGACAUGAUGAAAUUUAUAUAUGAGGUCCCUGCCGUGAUAUUGCUGGUGUAUUGCAAUACGCGUCGUAAAACCAUACUCAUUCACU